AUGGCGAGUCCCUCUGCAUCCUCGCCAGCGCUGGCUGAUCCGUCGUCGAGCUCCAAGAUGCCCAAGGACGCCGACUCAGUCGUCUCGGCCGUGCCAGACGGGCCAGAGGCAGACAAGACAACGACCCCCGUCGUCUCAGAGGCCAUUGUCCCGGCGGACAAGCCCGUCGACGACACGUCCAAGCUGCGGGCGUUUCUCUCGAUACUGAAGAACUUCAUUGGCGUCUCGGACAUUGCGUCGGUUCGCUUCUCCUUGCCCGCGCAGCUCCUGGAGCCAAUCCCCAAUCUAGAAUACUGGAACUAUCUUGACAGACCGGAGAGCUUUGCCAGCAUCGGCAAGUCGGACGAUGAGCUGGGUCGGAUGCUCGAAGUGCUACGCUUCUGGUUUACGAAGGACUUGUGCAACUGGGAGAUAAAGGACACUGAGCCGGCCGUUGUAAUACCGCCAGUCUCCAAACCUGGCUCCAAGUUCGGUUCUAAGCCUGGCUCCAAGGCUGGCUCCAAAGAGAACAUCGCCGAGAAGUCUGCGACUCCCUCCAUCAUCGCUGGCCCAGAGGAGACCGUCAAGAUAUCGUACAUCACCGAGCAGACCUCGCACCACCCUCCCGUCUCUGCCUUCUGGGUCGACUGUCCGCAGCGCGGCAUCACGGCCCGCGGGUUCGACCAGAUCAGUGCAAAGUUCACCGGCACCAGCGUCCGUAUCACCCCCGGACAGCACAACCUCGGAAUCUUCGUCACCCUGACCAAGCGGGAUAACGAGGAAUACCAGCUCACCCAUCCGGACGCUCAUCUCGGCGGCAUCCUCCGUGGAUCGUUGUCCGUCACCGUCGCCGAUACGUGCUACAUCACCUGCCCCAAGACCAAGAUCAAGGCCAUCCUGCAGUAUCUCGAGGACGGCUGGCUAGGGAAGGCCCAGCAUAGAGUCACCGGAGCCAUCUUCCGCUAUGAUCCAGACAAGGACGACAAGACACGCACCAAGGACGUCCCCGCCACCGACCUGCUAGCAGAGAUACAGGGUUCCUGGCACGAACAGAUCUACUUCACCCUCCCGGGCUCAAAGGAGAAACACCUCCUAAUCGACGUCGCGCCUCUCUUCCCGGCCGCAAAGAUAACCCCGCCAGCCGAGAAACAGCUUCUCUACGAAUCCCGCCGUCUGUGGGCCGAUAUCACAGCCGCAAUCAACUCAAAGCAGUUCGCCCUCGCCACCAAACUAAAGUACGAACUCGAGGAAUCCCAGAGAUCAAAGGCUGCCCUGAGGAAGGAAAACAGCCACGAUUGGGUUCCCAGGUUUUUUACCGUUGCCGACAUCCAUGCCGGCAGACCUGAUUUGACCGAGGAUGGCAGGCAGGUCCUCGACAAGAUGCACCGAGAUAUCUUCGACCUUGACGAAAAGGUAAAUAGUAAUGGAGAAUUUAGUGAGCGCUGA
Arthroderma uncinatum is the source of this 1425-nucleotide messenger RNA. RefSeq lists its product as uncharacterized. The coding region runs from base 1 to 1425 and encodes 474 amino acids. The transcript is spliced from 5 exons. NCBI's taxonomy places the organism in Eukaryota, Fungi, Ascomycota, Eurotiomycetes, Onygenales, Arthrodermataceae. Gene Ontology annotation, biological process: endocytosis; piecemeal microautophagy of the nucleus; maintenance of cell polarity. The record is from RefSeq and is a predicted model, not a curated record. Gene Ontology annotation, cellular component: cytosol; membrane; intracellular membrane-bounded organelle. Gene Ontology annotation, molecular function: sterol binding.